Molecule: messenger RNA, 5872 nt
Organism: Podarcis lilfordi (Lilford's wall lizard)
Lineage: Eukaryota; Metazoa; Chordata; Lepidosauria; Squamata; Lacertidae
Source: the annotation of a GenBank genome assembly
GUGGUCGCUAGGUGACCAGCACAGAGUGAAGGAGGCCUCAGACCAGUUUUUUAUUCUCUGAUGCCUAAGGUCCAUAACAACUCCUAGCAGAGAUGAUAGUGACUAAGAAGUGUUUGACAAUACAUAGGAUCCAAAGAUCUAUUGCCAGAUUACCUGCUUUGUUGCCCCUGGUAAGCAGGACACAGUAGGCAAGGCUCGGACACAAACAAACGGUUCCUUUAUCGUUCAUGUAUUCUUUCUUCCGCCUCUUGCUUCCUUUCGAUCUCGCCUCCCUUCUCUUUCUCUCACCACCCUCUCAUUCUUCCUAUGGGGUCAGGAGUGAGGGACCUUUGGCACUCUGGAUGUUGCUGAACGGCCACCACCCCUGGUCAUAGGCCACACUUGCUGGGGCUGAUGGGAGUUAUAGUUCAGCAACUUCUGGAAAAUGAAAUGUUGCCCACACCUGUACUGCAGCUCUCAAGGGACACGUGUCUGAAAUACAAAGUUGGAAAGGGCUAUAGUAAGGAUGCAACAGCAGCAGAGGGAUAUCAUCAUCAUCAUCUUGAUAUCCCUUCUUUAUUCAGAAGGGACUCAAGGUGACUUACAGAUAAAAUAGAAACAGCUGAAAGCAUAUAUUAAAAACAGUCAUUCAGUCUGUCAGUCAGUCAGUCAGUCAACAAAUUAUUAUUAUUAUUAUUAUUAUUAUUAUUAGCCGCCCAUCUGACUGGGUUGUCCCAGCCACUCUGUUUUGUUUUGUUUUUAAUUUAUUUAUUUGGUUUUUCAAAUUACAGUUUUACAAUCACAUAUCCCACAUACUACUUAAAAACAAGAUUCCAAAGAAUCUCCUGGACUUCCUUCCUCCGCUUUGUGGGUCCUGUUGUUAGUCAUUUCCUCCUGCACCUUUUAUAAUAAUCCAAAUCUUUUACAUCUCCGUUAUCUCUAAAAUUCACAAUCUACAAGUGUUAUUCCAAUCCUACUAACAAUUUUAACGAUUUACAAUGGUUUUAUAAAUUAUAAAUUUCCCCCAUUCUUUCUUAAAAUUUUGGUCUUCCUGAUUUCUGAUUCUUCAAGUCAUUUUUGCCAUUUCGGCAUAAUCCAUCAACUUUAUCUGCCAGAGUGGCCCCAGCCACUCUGGCUGCCUCCCAUCAAAAUAAUAAAAGCUCUCCAUCAUUGUACCAAUCACCACCAUGAAAGCCUUACUGUUCUCUUAGGAUGGCUUGAUGUGGGCUUUCCUCUUUCCUCAGAUCCUUGCCAAGAUAUGCUCGGCAUCCUUCUACAGAAGCACCUACUGCACCUUGUGCUUUAUCAACUUCAUGCUGCUUGUGAAUGUCAUGGUGACUCCCUUAUGGCUCCGACACGACUAUGUGGAUGGCUAUUUUGUUUUCGGAUUGUGGGCCAUAUGCAACCAUCAGCUAGAGUGUGAUGACGUUUUUCUCCCCGUCAAUGGUGAGAGACACAAGACUGGUUUCCAUUUUAUUGAGUCCCAGGACAAAUGAGUUAGGAAUGAUCGGGGCUGUAUACAUUCAGUUUCAUGUAAAUUGCAGGGGAUUGAAGAUGCGCUGUUCACAAGAAACUAGCUAUCAUGCCAUAACAGUACUGAUGCUCUUUGAGCUGGGGGUGGGGGGAGGUUUGCUGUGUUUUUGGACCUUCCUUGGGGGCGUGGCUACAGGGUCUCCCAUUAUUAGCUCCUGCCAUUCAGAAUUUACCAGUACAGUCAUACCUCGGGUUACAGACACUUCAGGUUGCGUUUUUUCAGGUUGCGGACCUCCAAAAACCGGAAGUACCGGAACAGGUUACUUCCUGGUUUUGGCGGUCGUGCAUGCGCAGAAGUGCUAAAUUGCACUUUGAGCAUGCACAGACGCGCCACUGAGGGUUGUGGAGGCUGCGGGUUGUGAACGUGCAUCCCGCACGGGUCACGUUCACAACCUGAGCGUCCACUGUCCACCACAGGAUAUGUGAAAUGAGCCAGUGAGAGAGCUUCAUAGCUGAGUGUUGACUUGAACCCUCACCUGUCCACUCCUAGGCUAUGUUCACACCACACAUUAAACAUACUAUGACACCAGACUUUCCAAGUGUCCCUAUUUUUCAGGGACAGUCCCAGGUUUAUAGAAGCCAUCCCAGGUUCUGAUUUGAUCCCAAAAUAUCCCGCUUUUCCUUAGGAUAUCCCCAUUUUCAUCAGAGAAGUGCUGGAGGGUAGGGAAUAGGAUAUCCCUAUUUUCAUCGGAGAAACGUUUGGAGGGAACAUCUCUCUUUUCAUUGGAGAAGUGUUGGAGGGUAUGUGACACCCUUUAAACAGUGAUAACUUCCCCCAAAGAAUUCUGGGAGCUCCAGUUUGUUAAGUGUCCUGAGCUGUCAGGAGAGACCCCUAUUCCCCUCACAAAACUAUAAUUCCUGGAUUUCCCUGGGCAGAGCAAUUGCUCUGGGAAUUGUAGCUUUGUGAGGGGAAUAAGGGUCUCCUAACAACUUUUAGCACCCUUAACAAACAAUGGCUCCCAAAAUUCUCUCCCAGAAGCCAUCACUGUUUAUGAUACUGCUUUAAAUGUGUGCUUUGCAUGUGGCCUAAAGCACUGCACUGCUCCAACUCUAAGUAACCUGAUAUGGUAUAAGGCAGCUUUAUAUAUCAUUAAUUCUUUUACCCUCCUUUCACUUCCUCUAGAAUAUCUGCAUGUGGUUCGUCUCCUUUUGAUACUAGCCUUAAUCAGUGAUUUCGUUGCCCUUUUUUUGUCAUGGGAGCUUCUUGCUCGGGUCAUGAGAAAGGUGGUAUCCGAAAGCCUGCUUUCUUCUGUGGCCCACUUCAGCGCAGGUAUUGUGUAAGCCAUAAUAGCAAUACAUGAUAGAACAGCACUCCCGACCCCCCAUCCCCCACAAACCAGCUAAAAAUCACAGAGCAGUGAGCCUUGGAGGAGUGUUGAUUCAGGAUUGGAGAGAAAGGACCGACUGUGAACACUGCAAAAGGGAGCAAAUGAGAGAGGGGACAGUAAGAGCUGUUUGACAGUGGAAUUUGCUGCCAAGGAGUGUGGUGGAGUCUCCUUCUUUGGAGGUCUUUAAGCAGAGGCUUGACAACCAUAUGUCAGGAGUGCUCUGAUGGUGUUUCCUGCUUGGCAGGGGGUUGGACUCGAUGGCACUUGUGGUCUCUUCCAACUCUAUGAUUCUAUGAUUCUAUGAAUCCUGUGCCAUACGGUGAGGCCUCCUCCCUGAGUGAUAGUCUUUCCCUAGAGCAGGUGUGGGGAGCCUUUGUCCUUCCAGAUACUGCUGAACUACAACUACCAACAGCCCCAGCAAUCAUGACCAAUGAGCAGGGAUGAUGAGAAUUUCAGUUUGGCAACAUCUGGGUGGAGGGAACAAAGGUUCCCCACACUUGGCUUGGAAAGCAGGAGGCAAGUAGCCUCUAAAUUCCCAGGGCGCAUGAAGGCCGUUAUGUCAAGCAAAUUGGCUUUAUAAAUAACUGAACACUACUUUAGUAGGUGUUGUCCCUUGUUUAAGCCAUAUCUCUCUCUCUCUGUGUGAAUUAAACAAAUUGGGACAAGAAGGUCAAAAGUAAAAAUGGAUCUUAUAAAAGAAAAUAGUCCAUACAAUUCAUUUCCUUUCUCUGUUUAAGCCCCAGCUUUGUACACCGAGUGCUGGCAGAUAUAAAAAAUACAUCUGUAUGGACAUGUCUGUAUGUUACUUCUCCUGGUCAAAUAUCUUUAAACCCCUUUCACUUCCCCCCAACUUAUGUGAAGACCUUGGGUUUCCUAUUUCAGUCAGAAACUCACGCAUGUGAAUGAACAAGGCCAGGCUGAGCUGGUCAUUUCUUAUGUCAAGUGCCUUCCUCCUCCUCCUCCUCCUCCUCCUCCUCCUCCUCCUCCUCCUCUUCCCUUUAUCACUGACAGGGAUGCCCAGAGUAGCUGGGGCAACACAGCCAGAUGGGCAGGGUAUAAAUAAGAAAGCUGUUGUUGUUGUUAUACAGGUAUGUGUAUUGCUCAUGCAUUCAUAUUCAUGUCUGCUGAGAAUAAUGCCUACUAAGGUCCAUGGGACUUACUCUCAAGGAAGUGAGAGUAGGGCAAGGGUCAAUUAUCUGUGUCCACACAUUGUUGGACUCCAGCUCCCAUCGGCCCCAGCCAGCGUAGCCAGUGGUUGAUGGAAGCUGCAGUCCAGAAACAUCUGGAGGGCCAAAGGUUGCUCAGCCAUGGAGUAUAGGGCUGACUAUGUGUGAUUUUAAGUUGAUCUUGGGUGUUUGGAAACCUCAUGUCAACUAUUGAUGGAUAUGUAUGUUUAAGGUGUCCAUACCAGAUAAUUCUGAAUAAAAUUAAGGCAUCCAGAAGAAGAGGGAAAGGAGAAUGGGAUCACCACAAAGCCUUCUCUUGUCCUCCUUCUGCCUGCAGGUUUCUUCCUGCUCUGUUCUUUAGUGGUUACAUACAGCAAGCUUGCAAUUGAGGUUGAUUCAGAUGGGACUCAUGCAGCACCAUACCUGGGAUUCUUCGCAGGGUGCUUUGCCUGUUUCCUGUGUUUCCUCUUAGGUAAGUACAGCCCAUACACAGGAGUGGCUCACCCAUGCAGUGGGCACCCCACAGGUGGCAGAGAAAUGGCAGUUACCCUGCAAGAUCUCACAAGCCUGCUGCCACUGUUGUCAUUGUGGGAACGCCGUGACACCUAGGUAAAGGGGGCAGCAGUGGGAGCAGCAGCAGCAGAAGAAGAGUUUGGAUUUGAUAUCCCGCUUUAUCGCUAUGCGAAGGAGUCUCAAAGCGGUUAACAUUCUCCUUUCCCUUCCUUCCCCACAACAAACACUCUGUGAGGUGAGUGGGGCUGAGAGUCUUCAGAGAAGUGUGACUGGCCCAAGGUCACCCAGCAGCUGCAUGUGGAGGAGUGGGGAAGCGAACCCGGUUCACCAGAUUACGAGUCCACCACUCUUAACCACUACACCACACUGGCUGCACCUUCCCAUUUCACAUUAGGCAGCAAAACAGGGCACUCCAACCCUGCCCAGGCACCUUACUUUUCAGAGGGCAACCCUCUCCUUGAAGAGUUGACUGGCACAAGCCCACUUUUAAGAUUAGGAGCCGUCAGAAGGGAGAGCUGCAGGAGACUUGGCGUUGCCCACCACCAAUGAGCAGCACAACAGCCAUGGCACUCCUAGGGGAUGAGGUCCCAUCAAUCCACCCCCACAAUAAAAUAUUUGAGGAAUCCAGAACCCUGCAAAGUUGGUGGCCCUUGCCAUUCAAAUGGUGUGUCAUCUUGUGAUUGAUUAUGUGGGGCGGGGCUUACCUGGGCCCCCAUUAUUUUAUUCAAGUUGGCACCCCUGGUAAGCAACACCUGUUCAGCAGUGUAGUUUGUUAAGGGUGCUGGGAGUUGUAAGGAGACCCUUGCACAGUGCUGCAAUUCCCAGAGUUCUCUGGGAAGAGGGAUGGGCUUAAGCCGCUCUGAGAAUUAUAGCUCUGACACCUUUGCUAGCUAAAUAAAUCAAAAUCAUAUAGCUGAAAUUCUAAAAUUAUUGUUAUUACUUGCUUAGUGGAUUCUGAACAGCAGUCUUGUUGGACUAGUGAUGGCUUUUUUAUUUUCUACUUCCCCUGCACCCAGGAACCCUGAGUCUUCUGCAGCACAGGAGGUGGUUCUUUGGAAAUAAAAUAAUGAAGAUCUAAAUAACACCAGCUGUGGGUUCAAAGGGCAUUACUGUUGGAUCACAUGUGCAGUCUUUGGGCUGUACCCAUCACUGCAGGCAUUCUUCUCCAUAAGCCACAUACCAGUUCCUGGAGCCUGUCUGGAAAAUGGAAAUUCUGUGUGGUGAUGUCACUUAACAGAGUCACUGGAGAUGUUGAAGGACUUCAGCAAGAUACACAUAGCAGCAUUAAAAAUAAACUGUUUGUCAAAUAGAUGUUUCUCAAUCUGAUAUGUAAUGCUAUGCGCACUCACUUUA